Chlamydomonas reinhardtii is the source of this 1424-nucleotide messenger RNA. RefSeq lists its product as uncharacterized. The record is from RefSeq and is a predicted model, not a curated record. Gene Ontology annotation, biological process: ubiquinone biosynthetic process. Gene Ontology annotation, molecular function: lipid binding. Gene Ontology annotation, cellular component: mitochondrial inner membrane. Bases 464 to 1078 code for a protein of 204 amino acids. NCBI's taxonomy places the organism in Eukaryota, Viridiplantae, Chlorophyta, Chlorophyceae, Chlamydomonadales, Chlamydomonadaceae. The transcript has 3 exons.
AUUUUUGACACAGUCCAAAAUCUGAAGUUCGGAAUCCGGAUUCUUGGUGCACGGUCCUUCUGUGAGAUAAAAUUGCAGCUGUACCCGCAGUAAUACAGUUAGCUCCACAUACAGCAGCGCAGAAAACAUGAGAGGCGCACUCGCGCGUUUGGGCGUUGUCCUUCGGCCGAUUGCGCCUGCGUGCAGGCCUUUGCAAUCCUCAUGUCAAGCCCACCUAAAUCACAACACCGAUGAACUUGAACCAUCAACUUCUGGGCGCUGCUUCGCUUCCUGGUCGACUGAUGGCCACACAUGGACAGAAGCCGAGCUCAAGCAGGCGCUGCUGGACGCCGGCCUCAAACGAGUUUCAGAACGCGGAUGGACGAACGCGGCGUUGGUGGACGCAGCUCGCGAGCUGAAAUUGUCCCCAGCAGUCACGGCCGUGCUGGGCUCGCAGGGGGAGGGGGCGCUCGUCUGGCACUUCAUGGAACAGUGCAACGCGCGGCUCGCCGAGCUGCUGGCGCAGCAAAAAGACGAGAUGCAGGCAAUGGAUCUGGACGCGCGCGUGGCCAAGGCGCUGCAGCUUCGGCUGGAGAUGCUGGUUCCGUACAUGGACACAUGGCCGCAGGCGCUGGCAGUGGCCGCCAAGCCCUCCAACGCCGGCCGCAGCCUCAAGCUGCUUUACCAGCUGGUCGACGACAUCUGGGCUGCACUGGGCGACCAGUCCACGGACAGCAGCUGGUACACCAAGCGGGCGCUGGUGGCGGGAGCCUACACCGCCACCAGCUUGUACAUGAUCACGGACUACUCGCCCGGCUUCCGGGACACAUGGGCAGCGCUGCGGCGGCGUGUGGCGGAGGGGCUGGCUCUGGAGCACAAGCUGGAGUCCAUCGUGCACACAGCCUCCGCAGCCGCCACCGCCGCGGCGGGCAGCCGCAGGGACGCUGCACCGGAGGGAGCACCGGCCGCAGCUGGUGCCGGCGGCGCGGCGGCGGAGGGCACGGCGGCGGCGGCGGCAGCGGCAGCAGCAGCGGCGCCAGGCCAGGGCGCGGAGGCCACAACGGGAGUCGCAACCGCUUCGUCGGCUGGCAAUGUAUGAGCUAGCAGCUGGCCUUGCAUAAGGGCCGUGUGCGGUUUGACAGUGACCUUCUGGACCUUGCUUGCCUUGCGGCCUGCACUGGGACAGGGGGCACUGCAGGGUGGUCGUUGUCCUUGCCCGGCCAGGCAUGAAGUUGAUUGUGCUGGUACGGUGUGUGGGCUGUUGACCGCGCACACGUCGGCUGCGGGUGAAUGUCUGUGAGGUCUCGGCGCAACGGCGCCCGAGUGAUGACUGCGAUGUGCUCUUGGAAUGGCGCUCGUGAGGACAGCCGACGGGUGUGCCAGGCUGCGCUGCGAUACGGUGCUUGCUAACAGGCGCGCGACGUUGCGCCGCUCCUUACUCGGCA